AUGGGCAGAGUGAAGCGGUGUCGCAUUCAUGACUUGCUUUAUGAUUUUUGUUUGAAGAAAGCCAAAGCAGGACAGUUUUUCCAUGUCCUUGAAGGAGGAUAUGGGUUUGGUUGUCCAAGUGUGAUAGGACAGCUUGUUUGGUUGGCGUACCCUGCAAUUAGAGGAGAUGUGAGGGAGAUCCCGGCAUCCAUAGGUAACCUCUCUAAUUUGGAAACACUCAUGAUAAGAACUACUGAAUCUUAUUCUGAUCCCCCACCAAUACCAGAGGGUUUCUGGAAUCUGAGAAAAUUAAAGCAUUUUUGUUAUUUUCUCGAGGAUUCUGUUAACAACUUCUUGUGGGGUGCUAGAUUGCCAAAUGAAAAUCUUGUUAACUUAUCUGAUUUAGAUGAGUUGGAGAGGAUUUCUGGCGCGGGGUUUUAUUAUAGUGGCGAGGAAAGAGUAGUGAAGAAGUCUCCAAAUCUCCUUGAGCUGGAAUUUGUACAUUUCGGAAUGAUGGGUGCGGACAACCUCGAAUUUCUCAAAUUGAAAGAUGUAGAAUUUAAGGGAGACUUAUGGAGGAUGGAAGAAGAUCACUUCUGCAAAUUUAGAAUCUUGAAGUUGGAUUCCUCUUUGCUUCGAUGGUGGAAUGGUUGUGAUGAUCAAUUCGGGUGCCUUGAGAAGUUGGUACUUUCUAACUGCUGCCAUUUGGAAGAGAUGCCUUCUUGUUUGGAAAACAUUCGACACUUCAACACUUCAACUGAUCAAGGCCACAUAUUGUUCUGCGGCGACAACAAUGUUGGUGAAGAAGAUUGA
Messenger RNA from Oldenlandia corymbosa var. corymbosa, 792 nucleotides. NCBI's taxonomy places the organism in Eukaryota, Viridiplantae, Streptophyta, Magnoliopsida, Gentianales, Rubiaceae. The record is from the annotation of a GenBank genome assembly.